Messenger RNA from Emiliania huxleyi CCMP1516, 795 nucleotides. RefSeq lists its product as hypothetical. Lineage: Eukaryota; Haptophyta; Isochrysidales; Noelaerhabdaceae. Gene Ontology annotation, cellular component: membrane. The transcript has a single exon. The record is from RefSeq and is a predicted model, not a curated record. Bases 25 to 717 code for a protein of 230 amino acids. Gene Ontology annotation, biological process: lipid metabolic process. Gene Ontology annotation, molecular function: oxidoreductase activity, acting on the CH-CH group of donors.
GUCUCGUAUGGAUACGGCGGAGCGAUGCUCGCUGCCGGCGCGCUGACGCUGCGCUGCUCGGUGCCAGCCCUCGCUCAGGCGCACGCGCUCGCUCUCGUAUUCUACGGGCUGCGCCUCAAUCUGUUUCUCCUCUACCGCGAGCUGGCCCUGCCCGAGGAGAUCCACCAGAUGAAGAAGCGUGAAGCCUCGUUUGCGGGUCGGCUCAAGCGCGCGCCCGUCAUUCUUGGCUGCUCGGCGCUCUAUUACCUCAUGGCCGCGCCACUUCGGAUUUCGGCCGUGGCUCCGACCUCUGGCCCGGCGGCGGCCGCACUCGUCGCCUGCUCAUUCCUCGGCUUUGGUAUCGCCGCCUUGGGCGACACCAUCAAGACGUACGUCAAGGCCAAAGAGGGCAAGGGCUACCUGGUCACCUCCGGGCCGUUCAGAUACUUGCGCCACCCCAAUUACACGGGCGAGCUCUUCGGAUGGACGGCCAGCGCGCUGCUCGGCGCCCUCGUGGCCCUCUCGCAGGGCGCUUCUUUUGCGCGCAGCGUGCUGCCCUGGCUGAUCGGCUCGGCCGUCGGCUGGGUGGGGAUUCUAUUCGUGCUGGCGGGGGAGGCGGCCGCGGGGCUUGAGAAGAAGCAAAAGGCCAAGUACGGAGGGACGCCAAAAUACGAGGAGUGGGUCCAGGGCUCGUGGGCGGGGCCAGUGAUCGCCAUGGGAGGGUCGACUGAUAAGUAGUAGUACCAGUUGGUAAUUCAGACUGUAGCGCAUGUGUGCCAUGUCUGUUGUAUCGAGGGCGAAGAAGAAGAGCGCGCG